Messenger RNA from Tympanuchus pallidicinctus (lesser prairie-chicken), 5126 nucleotides. It is a transcript of the gene PIBF1, whose product is annotated as progesterone immunomodulatory binding factor 1. NCBI's taxonomy places the organism in Eukaryota, Metazoa, Chordata, Aves, Galliformes, Phasianidae. The record is from RefSeq and is a predicted model, not a curated record. The coding region runs from base 376 to 2709 and encodes 777 amino acids. The transcript is spliced from 16 exons. Gene Ontology annotation, biological process: cilium assembly. Gene Ontology annotation, cellular component: centriolar satellite.
UGCGCCGCCAGCUGUGGCUUUUCCCCGUAUCCGGGCGGGCGCGGGGCAGCGCUUUUCUCCCGCCGGCCGUUAACGGUCGGUUGGUCAGCCAGCCGCCCGGGCGCGCUUCCAGCGGGCAGCGCGGCGCCUCGCUACCGCUUCCUGCGGCCGGAACCGCCGCGGGGGCAGCUCUCGGGAAGGAGUCCUCAGGAAAGCGCCCUCUUCAGAUCUUCCGUGAGCGUUUUCCUUCAGGGGAGGGGAACGAAGCGUGAGGAAUUGCGCUUAGCGGUCUCACUCGGUUCGUUUCCAUCACGGCGCAACGCCUUCGUGGUCUCGAUUUCUGCCGUUGGCUCUUCAGGGCGGCUCGUAACUUAAAGAAGCAAACGGCGUAAGAAGAUGUCCCGUAAAAGCUCCAGGGAAGGCCGGAAGGCGAACGUCUCCAGCUCCCUGGAGUCGGAGGACAUCAGCUUGGAAACCACCGUCCCCACUGACGAGCUGUCCUCCUCCGAGGAGCGGGAGGGCGCGGCGCGGGUCACCAGGCAGCUGAUCGAGCGCAAGGAGCUGCUGCACGGCCUGCAGCUGCUGAAGAUAGAGCUGUCGCAGAAAAACCUCAUGAUCGACAACCUGAAAGUGGAAUACUUGACCAAGAUUGAAGAGCUAGAAGAGAAGCUGAAUGAUGCAAUCCAUCAGAAGCAGCUGUUGUCUUUGCGACUGGAUAGCCAGCUGGCAUUGCAGCAAGAAGAUGCUAGAAAACAUCAGGCGCUAAUGAGACAAGAAAUGGAAACUAUUUUAUUGAGACAAAAGCAACUGGAGGAAACAAAUCAUCAGUUAAGGGAGAGGGCUGGAGAUAUCCGUCGUAGUUUGCGUGACUUGGAAUUAACAGAGGAUGGCUACGAGAAGCUGAAGUCUCUGCCUGAAGAUCAGCUUUCCAUCCCAGAAUAUGUUUCUAUUCGAUUCUAUGAAGUGGUCCAUUCCUUAAGAAAAGAGCUGGGUGAUCUACAGAUGAAGAAGGACACGUUAACAGAAGAAGUAAGCGAAUACAAAUCCCAGCUGAAGGCUCUAACAGAGAACUAUGAAAACGAGAGGCGAAGUCGGUCAGAACUUGAGGUUAAAUGCCAACGCUUAAUACUGGAACUGGCUGAUACCAAGCAGAUGAUUCAGCAAGGUGAUUUCAGACAAGAGAACUAUGAUAAAGUGAAAUGUGAACGAGAUGUAUUUGAACAUGAAUUGUCAGAACUCAGAAGAAAAUACGAAAUACUGGAAAUUUCACAUAAAGCACAAGCUAAAGAAAGAAGUGAUUUAUCAAAGGAGCUGGCAACCAUACAACAAUCCCUCAACCUCUUGCAAAAAGAUAAAGAUUACCUUAAUCGCCAGAACAUGGAGCUUAGUGUUCGCCGUGCACAUGAAGAAGAUCGUCUUGAAAGGCUUCAGAUUCAGUUGGAGGAUGCCAAAAAAGCUAGAGAAGAAAUGUAUGAAAAAUAUAUUGCAUCCAGGGACCACUACAAAACAGAAUUUGAGAAGAGAUUGCAUGAGGAAUUGGAACAAAUAAGACUGAAAACAAAUCAAGAAAUUGAGCAACUUCGAAGUGCUUCGAAAGAGAUGUAUGAGCGUGAAAACAGAAAUUUGAGAGAAGCAAGAGAUAAUGCUGUUGCUGAAAAAGAGAGAGCUGUUACUGCUGAAAGAGACGCUUUAAGAAAGUAUGACCAACUCUUAGAACAGUAUAGACAAAUGCAGCUUGGCACAGAAAGCAAAGUAUCUGAACUUCUUCACCAAAGUAAGUUAAAGUCCUUUGAAAGUGAACAUAUUCAACUCAUGCAACAAGAAACAGCUAAGAAUCUUUCACAGUGCCAAAUAGAAUGUGAGAAAUAUCAGAGAAAGUUGGAGGUGCUCACCAAGGAAUUUUACAGUCUUCAGUCUUCUAGUGAAACACGCAUUAUUGAACUUCAAACACAGAAUUCUGAGUUUCAGGCAAGACUAGAUACUUAUGAAAAACUUGAAAAAGAUCUUGAUGAGAUAAUAAUGCAGACAGCAGAAAUGGAAAAUGAAGUUGAAGCUGAAAGAGUUCUCUUCUCAUAUGGGUAUGGUGCUAAUGUUCCUACAACAGCCAAAAGACGACUAAAGCAAAGUGUUCACUUGGCAAGAAGGCUACUGCAGCUAGAAAAGCAAAACUCGUUGCUUGUAAAAGAUCUGGAACAUCAGAAGGAACAAGUAACACAGAUUUCACAAGAGCUUGACAGAGCAAAUUCUUUAUUGAGUCAAGUACAACAGCCAUACAAAUACCUCAUUGAAACUGUGCAACAGAGAGAUUCUCAAAUAAGUGUACAGAAGGAACACAUUGCAGAACUUGAAAAAGAUGUCAGUCUUUUAAAUAAAGAAAAGACAGCUUUGCUGCGUGUCAAGAAUCAAAUGGCAGCAGAUUUGGAGAGACUUCUAAAUCAUCGUGAGGAACUAGCCGUAAUGAAACAGAUUCUAAUUAAUCUACAGGAUAAACACAAGGAACAAAACUUACUUCCAUCUCAAAUUAAUUUAAAAAGUUUGACUGCAGAAAACAAAUUAAACCCUUCAGUAAAACCGCUGCCAGAAUAUGAAGAAGAAAAUGUAUUCAGACCUAAGCCAACAUUAUUUGUAAGUACUAUGCUAACAGUAAGUGCCAUCAACUUAUUUCCUCACACUUUAAAAAGAAAAAAGGUAAUUCAUACUUCAAGGAGGUACACACUUUAUUCCACAUAGUAUUUGCAACUUUGUGUGGCUGUGGUUGAUUUUGAGGAGACAAACUGCAGUUUGUGAUGUUAUUUACAUGUUUGGUAGUUCGUGCAUGUAAAGUCUGAAGUAAACAAGAUUUUUAAAAGAAAACCAAUUAUAUUACUAUCAGUUCACAAAACUGUAAUGAGCACAAAAUAAAUAUGCAAUUUUAAGUCUACCCUGAGCAUGAGGUGAUUGUGUACCGAUGUACUGAGGAGCAGCAGUGGGGAAAUAAAUGUAUUUAUGUGUAUUUACACUGCUGCAUAUACAUGUAUACAUACAGGCACAUGCUUAGGAUUUUUGUAACUUCUGUUACUAUGGAUAAUUUUGAUACUAGAAAACCUUGUUCUAUACCUUUAAAAAAAUAAAUGCUUGGAUUUAAAUGCUUCGGGUUCCCUAUUGAAUUUAGUGCUUCUGGUAUUUGAAAGGUUCCCAAAAAUGAUAUAGAAGCUUCUGAUAACAAGUGUGCCUCAGCUGAUAAAUUUAAGAGAAUUAUAAUGCUGAGUCACAAAGCAAAUGAUAACUUGUAUUUACAAUAGUUGCAGCUGUUUUCCUCUAGGGUAGGCUGGUUCAAUCUACACAACCCUCUUUUUUUCCCUUUCCCCUGGGCCCAAUAUUUUGCUGCUUUGGUCCAAAUGUGUAUCUAUAUAUGGUUGUUUUUUGUUAUUUUUAUUUCUUCUUCUGGAAAGAAUCUUCUUAAAAUUGAAAGAGACUCAAAUAAUGUAAGAUUGAUAUUGCAACACAUCAGAUAAUGUUUUUGUAAUACACAAUGUAGAGAAUGAUUACAUCCCCUGAGUAUAGCAUGAGGGCAUUUGGGGACAAUUACUUAGAUUAUUCAGUGGUUGUUAUUUUGCUUAGUGUUUUGAGACUGCUCAGAGGUAAAAGGCACACCAUGUGUUGUCUCAUCUGUAAUCCUUUUGGAAAUGCUAAAUCAUAUAUCCCAAGCUUUUGUCUUUGGUGCAGUGACCCAAAGACAAACUGUGAGCUAACGAUUAGGUUGUGUAGAUGAUCCAGAGUUUGAGUGUAUAAUCUGUCUUGCCUUUCUUAGGGAUAUAGAAAUGAUGUGGCAAUCUAGAAAAAGAAAUGCUUUGACAUGUUGAAAUUGUUCCUCCUAUAACUUUGGAGUAGGAAAUGCAAACAAGCUGAUUGCAGGGUUUCCUACUAGAUGGGGAAAUAAUUCAAUAGUCCUGUUGAAGUCUUGCCCAUUUAGGCCAAUUUUGAGAAUUUUAAUAGCUUAUACAAAUAGAGUAAAUUUAUUUUUAUAACUGAGAGCUUCAAAAUCAGAGAAAGAUGAAGAUUUAAACAUGAUCCAAGGCGAGCUGAAUUUGAAGACUGAUUGGUUAUUAAGUCUUGGAGGAACAGAACAAAUAGGGAGAAGAAAACAAACUGUUUAGAAUUGAGUUUAGAGACAACAGAUGCAAGAAACAGUAUUAGCAAAAGCAAGAGUUAAUACUGAAACUUGAAUGUAGAACAGUCCUUAACCUUGUUCCAUCUUCACUUUGUUUUUUUUCUUCAUAUAAACAACUUCUGAAUUUGCCACAAGAAUGUUCUAUACUGUCUUGAAUGUGCAGUAGCCCAAAGGAUUAUGAAAGCAAGAAGUUACUCACUGAUAAUUCUCUACCAAUAAAAUUAUUCCUGCACUGUCAUUAAACUGCUGAAUUCCUUCAUUUUGGAUUACAAUUUUUUGAGAGCUCUUAUUUUGGACAAAGUGUUGGUCUAUGGCACACACAAAAUCUCUUUCCUGAGUUUCAUCUCCUUCUCUAACGGGAGCACUGAAUAAUGCUAUUUAGAAUGAAAUCUAUCUGUGCUACACUUGACUCAUGUUCAAUAUUUUAAAACAAAACAUUUACCUCAUCUGCUUUUUAUAACCUAGAAAUCAGCUGGUUUAAAUACAGAUAUGUAGUAAUAAUAACCUUGAAUACAUAGUCUUACCUUUAUUUUACUUUCUUUAAGCAGAAAAAAAUGAUUUAACACUAUGAGCUACAUAGGAAAGAAAGAGAAUUCAUCAUAGAUUGCAUGUUCUUAUUCUGACUUUUGUUCUUUCUCACAACUAAUACAUUCUUUAUGUUACAGACAAAUACACAGGCACCUGUAUGGUACAAGAAACUGCAGAAGAAAACAUCACCAUAGCAUUUUUCCGUAAAUACUAUGAAAAUCCUUUCAGGAGAUUUUCUUUGAAGAAAGAUAUUUUCACCAUAAUAAUGCCUCUUUUCCCAUAAAGGCAAACAACUCUUUUGUUUACAAUUGUUGCUUUAUAUCUGUGAAAUUAUCUUAUGUUGUAUAAUGUAAUUUCUAGAUCUGCCGUGUGAAUAAAAUGUGUGGAAAUAAUGCAUGCAAUGAACUUACUACCAUAUAUUUGAAUUUUGAAAGAUAAAUAAACACCAUCAUAUUGCAUAUAUUUAUAA